Molecule: messenger RNA, 2036 nt
Organism: Petromyzon marinus (sea lamprey)
Lineage: Eukaryota; Metazoa; Chordata; Hyperoartia; Petromyzontiformes; Petromyzontidae
Source: RefSeq, a predicted model, not a curated record
AGGUAACAUCUUCCCACCAACUUGCUGUCGAAGGAUGAGUUUAUCUCUCGACACUCAUCUCAAGAAAGAGCGACCGCAGUUGAGCCUCGCUGAUGUACAUUAACAACAACACUCAUUUCUUUAAAUGUCAAGGUGUCUUCACUUUAAGACUGCUGUUUGUGCACAUCGGGGCACGUGUUCCCAUUCCAGGGAGCGUCUCGUGAUGUCAGUGACGACAAUGAAAAUAUGUUAUGUAUUUUACUUCCUUCUUCACUGUCGCUAUAAAAGAGAGGUCCUGGUCCAGCGUAUAUUUGAGCAACGCAUCGAGCGAUCCCAGCGAAGCCAUGAGUCAUGGCGAGUGCGACUCUCAGUGAGAGUGUGGAUAGUGAGCUGUGCUGCUCCAUCUGCCUGGACACGUUCAUCUGCCCCUCCACGCUGAGCUGCGGACACUCGUUCUGCCUGCGAUGCCUCGAGGCCGCCUGGGAGACGGCGAGCAGCUUCAGCUGCCCGCAGUGCCGAGCGACCUUCGCUGUGCGACCCCAGCUGAGGAGGAACGUGGCCCUCGCCAACCUGGCAGACCAGCUCAGAGUUGGAGACGGGAUGGCCGCGGCCGUCGUUUGUGACAUCUGCGGUGAUGGCCACACUCCUGCAGUGAAGACUUGCCUGAGAUGCGAGACGUCCUACUGUGUGUCGCACUUGAAGCCUCACUUGGAGAAUCCCAGGUUGAGAGAACACCUCCUGGUGGCUCCCAUCGCCAACCUGGAGGAGCGACGGUGCCGGAAGCACAGUGAAGAGCUUAAAUUCUACUGCACAGUAGACAGCAGCCUGGUCUGCUCAACUUGCACCAUCGCAGGAAAACACAAAGGACACAAGGUCCUGACGCUGAAGAAGGAGCAUGAGACACGGAAGACAACUGUUGGGGAGGAGACGCGAGCGGUGGAGAAGAAGAGGAAGGAGGCGGAGGAGGCCGUGAAGCGGAUGGAGGCAGCUCGCAAAGAGGCGCAGGAAUCUGUGGACGGGAUCAGGAAUCGCAUCACGGGCAAGUUCGCCCGCCGAAGGAAGGCUCUGGACGAGGACGAGAGGGAGGCUCUACGUCGCGUGGCCGUGAAGGAGCGGGAGCUGCUGUCCCGGAUAGACGAGGACAUCGCUCGUCACAAGCGGGAGAUUGGCGAGCUCCAGGCAGCGGCCGCUCGCCUACGUGCUCUGCAGCAUGAGAGGGACUCGCUCGCCUUCCUGCAGGUGGGGAGCGCCUCUGUGGACACGCCGUUUGGGUGUCCAGAGCAACAGAGCGGGCAAUGGCAGGGAGGCUCGUGGUGCAAGGGUAGAGACGUCACUCAUGAUCUCUUUCUCUUCCACAGGGGCACCUGGAGGAGACGCGCAGAUGGACGCUCACCGACUCUGGACACAAACUCAGCCCACGACCACCUCCAGAUUUCCUCGGAUCUCAGGACGAUGACGCGGAGCAGUGUCCCCCAGGGUCGCCCCCAUCACCCAAACCGCUUUGAUGUCUGGCACCAAGCCCUGUGCUCUGAGAGCUUCUCGUCGGGUCAGCACUACUGGGAGGUGGACGUGGGGAGCGCGGAGGAGUGUCGUGUUGGAGUCGCGUACGAAACGAUCCAACGGAGAGGGCGUGGUGCUGAGUGCGGCUUAGGAGGGAGCGACGUCUCCUGGUGUCUACUGAAAUAUGGUGACAGCUUCUUAGUGCGGCAUGGCGGGGUAGAGACCUCACUGUCGGUAUCGCAGCUUCCGCGAAGAGUCAGGGUCCACCUGAACUGUGACGCGGGGCUGCUGUCGUUUUACAGUGCCGACUCCAUGGCGCCGUUGCACUCGUUUCACCAAACAUUCACUCAGCCCCUACACCCUGCGCUGUGGGUGGGGUGGAGGUGGUUGUUGUUGGCCGGUAAAGUUGGUGGCUCAGUGAGGAUUGUGGAUCUGAGUGGUGCGUCCUGAGAGAGGUGAACGUGAACUGCGCAGAGGGCAGACGCCACGACGCACGGCGCUCGCCACCCUCGUCACCGUCACGCGCAGCGCCACGCCUGUGACUGGUUGGUGGCUGU